Messenger RNA from Pygoscelis adeliae (Adelie penguin), 882 nucleotides. Its product is annotated as transmembrane protein 53-A-like. The transcript has 2 exons. NCBI's taxonomy places the organism in Eukaryota, Metazoa, Chordata, Aves, Sphenisciformes, Spheniscidae. Bases 146 to 772 code for a protein of 208 amino acids. The record is from RefSeq and is a predicted model, not a curated record.
CAGUACAGAGAGGGGGCAUGGAGAUGGUCAGCCUGUGGUGAUCCUUCUAGGUUGGGCAGGCUGCCAGGACAAAUACCUGGCCAAAUACAGUGCAAUCUACAGUCAGAAGGGGUGCACCGUCAUCCGCUACACGGCUUCAUGGAGGAUGAUAUUCUUCUCUGAGACCUUUGGCAUCAGAUCCCUCCAGACCCCAGCCAGGCGACUCCUGGAGCUGCUCUUUGACUACAGCGUUGAAAACAGACCGGUUCUUUUUCAUGUUUUUAGCAAUGGUGGUGUCAUGCUGUACCGUUACAUCAUCGAGGCGCUCCACACUCACAAGCCAUUUAAGAACCUCAAAGUGGCAGGCACCAUUUUCGAUAGUGCCCCUGGCAGAAGAAACUUGAGAGGAGGUCUUCGUGCCUUGGCAACUGUCUUGGUAUCCAGGAAUGUGCUGCUCAAGUAUUUCCUCCUAUUUGCUUUUGCUACUACAGCUGUCGUGCUGCGGAUCUUGCUGUACCCAUUGACCCGCUUCAUCCACGAGAACCAUUACGAUGCCCUGCUGAAAGCGCCCUCGCGCUGGCCUGAGCUUUACCUCUAUUCCCAAGCCGAUGCCAUCAUCAAGGCCAGCGAAGUUAAGCACAUGGCUGAUGCCCGGCAGCAGCUGGGUGUCUCCGUGAAAGCUGUAGACUUCUCGGAUUCGGCUCACGUCAGCCAUAUGCGGGCGUAUCCCACCUAUUACGGCAACCUCUGUACGACUUUCCUGUCUGACUCUGUCGGGGGCUCACCUCGUUAGUGGCGUAAUGACCUCCAAUGUUUGCCUCUGCUUUGCUCAGCUUGUAUGGGAAAUGUCACUCCCUUUGUGUCUUUGAAGGGAGGAAAGUAGAGACUCCUUAGCUUUUUUUU